UUUGACAACAAAUAGCGAGGUGCUUGGUUAGCUGGAAGCUAACUUUCAGGGCUAGUAACUGCAGAAAGAGGAUUUUCUUCAUAAGGAAACAUUCGUCAGUGUUAAUUCAAUUAUCAUAGCUCCUCGGGGGAACAAUAUGGAGGGUCCGCUGCCUCUGUCCUCGCUGAGGCUCCUGGUUCCACCUCUGCGGAUGAUGUCGGCUGUGAUGUGGAAGGUGGUUCGUCUGAGGAACAUUGUGCAUUAUGGGAAAGUGGAGGAGUUUAUGUCUUUGAUAACUGAAGCCAUCCCUGACAUUUUGACAGACAGACAGAUGAGACUGCUCACACUGGGCUUAAGAGCAAAGAUGAUGUUACAGAUGUUAAGCUCUGAUCAGUCAGAGGAUCUCAGAGGUGUAAAAUCAUGCUUGAACAGCCUCCUGCCAUCCAGCUCCAAACAGGUUCAUGCAGGAAAUGAAGCUCUUGAGGCCAACUUUGUCAGACUUGUUCAAAGACUCCUGGAGGACCCGAAAGGGAGAGAGCACUUCCUGAAGAAUGUGUUUCCUGUGGAGUAUGGGUCUGACUUUGAUACAGCUCUGGAGACACUGGUUUGUGAGUUCUUCACCAGACUAGAAGAAUUGCUGCUUAUACCAGACUUUAAGCAGACUGCAGUGUGGAUCAGCGAUACACCCUCUGUGUUGGAAGAGUACAUGCAGUGUGUAUCCAAAGCAGACGACCUCAAAGUGCUGCUCAGAAGCAAAGCCCACAGUGGUAAAAUGGCCAAGAUGGAUACCAGUGUGCCCUCCCCCUCAGAGCAGCGGCUCUUCUCAUCAUUAUCUCUCCCUCCUUUACCGCAAGAGACCAACGCCAAAGAUGCAGAUUCUAACACACAAACAUUUCAAAACCAAAGAGAAUCUGAGGGGAUUUCUCCUCAGGAUGCAGGAGAUAUGGGAAUACAGGAUGCAAGAUGGCUGUCUGAGGAGGAAACAAACAUUCAGAAUGGCAGCAAUGCAGAACAAACAACAGUAGAGAAAUGUAGUGACAACAUUUCUGAUGUGAACUUUGGAGAGGAGAAUAAUGACGGAGCUUCAGACACCUGCCGAGCUCCCCCUACAUCUGCUGAGAGUCCUGUAAUGUCCAGCUCUAUGAUGGGCCCUCCACGGCAGAGAGUUGCACAUAAAUGCACUCAGUGUGGAAAGUGCUUCAUUUACCGCUACGAACUUCUGGAGCAUCAGAGGCUGCACACGGGAGAAAACCCUUACAAGUGCUCUCAGUGUGGAAAAGCCUUCAGGAGGACCUCUGACCUGUCAACUCACAGGAGGACGCAGUGCACAAAAGCAGCUUAUAUCUGCAUCAAAUGUGGGAAUAGCUUUGAAUCAAUACAGGACAAAUUUAGACAUCAGUGUGUUCAUAGCAUCCAAAAGUUUGACUGUUCUCAGUGCGGAAAAAGAUUUACGAAAAUGCAUCUGCUGAGUAAGCAUGAGCUGACUCACACUAAGAACCGUGUCUUCACGUGCAGACAGUGUGGGGAGGUAUACCCCACUAUGAGUGAGCUGAGAACCCACCAAAAGAUUCAUCCUCCCAAGCUGUCCAAUCAGUGCAUGCAGUGUGGGAAAGUCUUCAGCUCUGUUGCCUGUUUGACAGCCCAUGAGCUGCGCCACAGACAACAGAGAACACAGAUUUGUACACGCUGUGGCAAAGCCUUCAAAAACAAGCAUGACCUGAACCUUCACAUGCGCAGUCACACAGGCGAGAGGCCGUUUCAGUGCACGUACUGUGGAAAACGUUUCUCUGUAUCAGGAAACCUGAACAUACACAUAAGGACCCACACUGGAGAGAAACCGUAUCUGUGCUCCGACUGCGGCAAGGCUUUUGUUUCAGCCGGCGAGCUGCAGAUACACAGACGAACCCACACUGGGGAAAAGCCAUACAAGUGUACUGUAUGUGAGCGGGGAUUCACCAUGGCGAGUAAAGUGACACUUCAUAUGCGUGUUCACACUGGAGAGCGCCCUUACAUCUGUUCUGAAUGUGGGAAAGGUUUUUCACGUGGCAGUGAAUUAAAGAAACAUAACAUGAACCAUACAGGGGUGAGACCCUACGCUUGUCACCUGUGUGUAAAGACUUACACAUGCCUCAAUCACCUGAAGAGACACUUGAAAACUCACAGUGUAGUGCAGAACAAGACUGUCUAAUUCAUGUGAUUACCAAAUGCCAAUUUUAUCAAAUUAUGAUUGUAUUCCUGAAAAUAGAAGCAGGGUGAGGCUUUCAGGCACAACUGCUCUUAUGCCGCACACAGAAGGGAAUUGAAUUUAAGGGUAUUGAUGCAACUAGCCUGUACUGAUAGUGGUAUGUAAAAAGGUUUCACACUUAACAUUGUGUAAGCACUAUGUUGCAAAAAUUCUUGUUUUUACUAAAUGACUCGUCAUCC
Messenger RNA from Epinephelus lanceolatus (giant grouper), 2403 nucleotides. RefSeq lists its product as uncharacterized. Gene Ontology annotation, molecular function: DNA-binding transcription factor activity, RNA polymerase II-specific; RNA polymerase II cis-regulatory region sequence-specific DNA binding. The record is from RefSeq and is a predicted model, not a curated record. Gene Ontology annotation, biological process: regulation of transcription by RNA polymerase II. NCBI's taxonomy places the organism in Eukaryota, Metazoa, Chordata, Actinopteri, Perciformes, Serranidae.